AUGCCCCUCCGCAGCCUGCACGCGGCUGCCGUCCUCCUACUCGUGGUCUUAAAGGAACAGCCUUCUAACCCAACCCCACACAACGGAUCCAAGUGGACCUAUAUAGGUCCCGACGGGGAGAAGAGCUGGUCCAAGAGCUACCCAUUAUGUGGGGGCCUGAUGCAGUCCCCAAUAGACCUGCAGGAUGACAUCCUCCAGUACAACGCCAGCCUUGUGCCCCUUGGCUUCCAAGGCUACAGUGAGUCUGCCAACCAGCAAUUUGUCCUGACCAACAAUGGCCAUUCAGUGAAACUGAAACUGCCCAAGGACAUGCACAUCCAGGGCCUUGGGGCCCGCUACAAUGCCUCGCAGCUGCACCUGCACUGGGGGGACGAGAAUGAACCUCACGGCUCGGAGCACACUGUGGGCGGGAAGCACUUUGCUGCCGAGCUGCAUAUGGUCUUUUAUAACUCGGACCUGUACCCCAAUGCCAGCAUCGCCAGUGACAAGCCAGAAGGCCUCGCGGUCCUAGCUGUUCUCAUAGAGGUGGGCUCCUUCAAUCCAUCAUAUGACAAGAUCUUCAGUCACCUUAAAGAUGUAAAGUACAAAGGCCAAGAAGUGUCCAUUCCGGGUUUCAGCAUUGAAGAGCUGCUGCCAAAGAGGCCUGAGGAGUACUACCGCUACCGAGGGUCCCUGACCACACCUCCUUGCUACCCGACCGUGCUCUGGACGGUUUUCCGGAACCCUGUGGAAAUUUCCCAGCAGCAGCUGACAAAUUUGGAGACAGCCCUGUACUGCACACGGGUGGAGGACCCGUCCCCUAGAGAGAUGAUCAACAACUUCCGGCAGGUCCAGAAAUUUGAUGAGAGGCUGGUGUACAUCUCCUUCCGACGUGAAGGGCCAGACGCUACCUACACAGGACCGAGUCUGGGUAUCGUCCUUUUCGUGGCCCUGGCUGGCGUUCUGGGCAUCUGUAUUGUCCUGGCAGUAUCCAUUUGGCUUUUCAGAAGGAAGAAGAGCAGCAAAAAAGUUGCCAACAAAGGAGUCAUCUACAAACCGGCCAUCAAGCAGGACGCUGAGGCCCGUGUGUGAGGCCCUGGCACGCCCAGGCGUGUCCAAGG
Globicephala melas (long-finned pilot whale) is the source of this 1100-nucleotide messenger RNA. RefSeq names its product carbonic anhydrase 12 (gene CA12). Gene Ontology annotation, molecular function: zinc ion binding; carbonate dehydratase activity. Gene Ontology annotation, biological process: one-carbon metabolic process. Gene Ontology annotation, cellular component: plasma membrane. The record is from RefSeq and is a predicted model, not a curated record. NCBI's taxonomy places the organism in Eukaryota, Metazoa, Chordata, Mammalia, Artiodactyla, Delphinidae.